Cryptomeria japonica (Japanese cedar) is the source of this 384-nucleotide messenger RNA. Its product is annotated as glycine-rich RNA-binding protein GRP1A-like. The record is from RefSeq and is a predicted model, not a curated record. Lineage: Eukaryota; Viridiplantae; Streptophyta; Pinopsida; Cupressales; Cupressaceae. The coding region runs from base 1 to 384 and encodes 127 amino acids. The transcript has a single exon.
AUGGCAGUAUACAAGGGAUACUACAGGGUACAACUCAUUAUGCUCGCAGGAGAUUGGAUGUGGCCAUUGGAUUGGGAUUAUCUUCCAGGUGUGAUGGAUAGUGGGAUGACAAAUGAGUACGUCGUGCAUUGUACCGUACAUAGGUUUCCAAGGCUUGCAUGUCUGGAUGAGCUAGAGCUAGUUUUUGAUGAGGAUGAUGAGAGGCUACAAUGUAGAGCUCCUAGACAACAAAGGGAUGGUGGGGGAGGAGGAGGUGAAGGUGGAUAUGAUAGCGGAGAUGGAGAUAGAUAUGGAGGAGAUGCAGGAGAUCAUGGUUCUGGAGAUGACGAUGGAGGAGAUGAUGAUGGGAGGGAUGGGGAAGAUGAUGAUGGGGGCGAUGGUUGA